Messenger RNA from Camellia sinensis, 804 nucleotides. NCBI's taxonomy places the organism in Eukaryota, Viridiplantae, Streptophyta, Magnoliopsida, Ericales, Theaceae. The record is from RefSeq and is a predicted model, not a curated record.
UUACAAAUUUCGUUUCCAACUUCAACUCUCGAUUUCAUUGCAAACCCUAGUCCCAGACUCGCAAUUCACUCCCUCCCCACCAUUCCUAAUUUCUACAAAAAUCACAGAACCCUUAACGAUGCCAUUCAUAUUGGAUGCUGCGAGUGCCAUAAAAAGUCGAUUCGGGUUCCAAGACCAGUUUUUGGAGUCGAUGCCGUCGGUUCGAAGCUCUCCUGACCUCUUGAAAUCGGCGUCCCAUGAUAAUCUCUACCAGUCCUCGGCGGUUAGGGUUUUCGACAAGAGAGAUGAUCUGGGCGCUGGACCGGUGACCAAAGCUUUGAUUUGAGUGAAGAUUCUUCUUUCUAGAAAGAUCACAAUGUUUAGAGACGAGACGACCACUGCUGCUCUCUCCUCUCUUUCACCGACGCUCCUCCCUCACCGUUGCUGUGCUCCCUCAUCGCCGAUCCUCCCACUCUCUCUCACACAUCCGACGGCGAUAGCUCAUCCUCUCUUUCUCAGCGGCAUCGCGGCGGCAACUCCUCUCUCUCUCACGGUUAUAAUAAAAGUACGUCCUCUGAGUAGUUCUGAGAUAUCACUACAGGGAUAUAGUAGAUGUGUUAGACAAGAUAGCUGCCAGACAAUUACUUGGACUGGGCAUCCAGAAUCACGUUUUACCUUUGAUGUUGUUGCCGAUGAGAAUGUUAGCCAGACUGGAAGUGGAAAGACACAAUGCUUGGGGACAUUGAAGGGGGCACCCAAAGACGUAGUGUCAAUUGUGGGAUGACACCAAGAGUCUUUGAAUACUUAUUUUCAAGAAUUCAAAAG